This is a messenger RNA of Moesziomyces antarcticus, 966 nucleotides long. RefSeq names its product purine nucleoside phosphorylase. Gene Ontology annotation, biological process: nucleoside metabolic process. Gene Ontology annotation, cellular component: cytoplasm. The coding region runs from base 1 to 966 and encodes 321 amino acids. Gene Ontology annotation, molecular function: purine-nucleoside phosphorylase activity. The record is from RefSeq and is a predicted model, not a curated record. NCBI's taxonomy places the organism in Eukaryota, Fungi, Basidiomycota, Ustilaginomycetes, Ustilaginales, Ustilaginaceae. The transcript has 2 exons.
AUGAGCGGCAUCGACAUGGACACACUGCCUGGGCAGUUCAAGCAAGCGGUCGAGGCGAUCCGGGCCGCUGUUCCCUCCGAGCUCGCCGCGCCCAAGUGGGGCAUCAUCUGCGGAUCUGGGCUGUCUGGGCUGGCUGGGUCGCUCGAAUCGGUGGUGCACGUUCCAUACACGUCGAUCCCUGGAUUCUCGGAAAGCACAGUCGAGGGCCACCAGUCGUCGCUGGCGUUUGGCUACAUCCGUGAGGGCGAGGCCAAGGUGGCGGUGGUGGCGUGUUUGGGUCGCUUCCAUACGUACGAGGGCCACAGCGCUGCAGCGUGCGUAUUCCCCACGCGUGUGAUGAAGCUGCUGGGCGUCGAGGCGCUCGUGGUCACCAAUGCGGCGGGUGGACUCAAGGACUCGUUCCAGGUGGGAACGAUCAUGGCCAUCCACGAUCACCUCUCGCUCCCCACGCUUACCUCGAUGAACCCACUGAUCGGAGCGAAUCUGGCGUUUGGACCCAGGUUCCCGCCGCUGUCGAAUGCGUACGAUCUCGAGCUGAGGCUGGCGCUGUACAGGGCAGCGCAGAAGCUGGGUCUGCAGGAUUCGCUCCAGUCCGGAAGCUAUGCCUACGUGAUGGGACCCUCGUACGAGUCGCGUGCCGACGCCCGAUUCCUCAAGACCGUAGGCGCCGAUGCAGUCGGAAUGAGCACCGUGCCCGAAGUCAUCGCCGCCGCCCAUGCGGGCAUCAAGGUGCUCGCCAUCUCGCUCAUCACCAACAAGGUGGUGCUCAAACCCUACUUUGACUUUGAGGCCGCCCUCGCCGCCGAAGCCAACGGCGGCCCCAAGGCAGAAGACGCCGUCAAGCAGACGCUCAAGCAGGAUACCGCCGAAGCCGCCAACCACGCCGAAGUGCUCGAAGCCGGUGCCGCGCGUGCGGAAGAUAUGCGCAGACUCGUCGCCCUCGUCGUCACUUCCACCACGCUCUAA